This is a messenger RNA of Nothoprocta perdicaria, 1899 nucleotides long. RefSeq names its product protocadherin gamma-A4-like. The transcript is spliced from 5 exons. The record is from RefSeq and is a predicted model, not a curated record. Gene Ontology annotation, molecular function: calcium ion binding. The coding region runs from base 1 to 1899 and encodes 632 amino acids. Lineage: Eukaryota; Metazoa; Chordata; Aves; Tinamiformes; Tinamidae. Gene Ontology annotation, biological process: homophilic cell-cell adhesion. Gene Ontology annotation, cellular component: plasma membrane.
AUGAGAGCGCUGCUGUGGUGCGCCUUGGUUGCGAUAUGGGAGGUGACGUGGGGGCAGCUGCGCUACUCGGUGCUGGAGGAGAUGCAGAAGGGCUCCUUCGUGGGCGACGUGGCCAAGGACCUGGGGCUGGAGCUCUCGGCGCUUCGCAACCGGAGCGUACGCAUACUUUCAGAAGGUAGGAAGCAAUAUUUUUCUCUUCACGAAAAGACCGGCCAUUUAGUGACGGUGGAACGGAUAGAUAGGGAGCGGGUCUGCGAGAGGAUGCAGAUGUGUCUGAUAAAUCUAGAAAUCUUGGUAGAAUCCUAUAUGAAGAUCUUCAAAGUGGAGAUAGAAAUCACUGACCUGAAUGACAAUGCUCCCAAGUUUCACCAAGAUAAACUGCAGUUUCGAAUCAGUGAAACAGCAGCUGUGGGAAUGCGGUUCCCGCUGGAAGAAGCACAAGACGAGGACGUGGGGCUGAAUGCACUGCAACGCUACGAGCUGAGCGGAGACGAGCAUUUCGCUCUAGAUGUGCAGACGGGACCGGACGGCUCGAAGAACGCGGAGUUAGUGCUGACGAAGGCACUGGACCGCGAGGAAGCCGCCUUGCAUGAGUUGGUGUUGACGGCGGUGGACGGCGGGAAUCCAGCGCGGACAGGCACGGCGUGGAUCCGCGUGGUCGUGUUGGACGCGAAUGACAACGCGCCGGUUUUCAGCCAGGCGGUGUACACGGUGCACGUGCGGGAAGACGUGCCCAUUGGGUCGCGGCUGCUCACCGUGAACGCGACGGAUGCAGACGAGGACACAAACGCGGAAGUGACUUAUUCCUUGCGCAGAAUGCCUGGUGGAGCGUCGCGCCUCUUCCAGGUGAAUCCACGAACUGGAGACAUUACUACGGCAGGAACAUUGGACUAUGAGGAAGUGUCUCUCUAUGAGCUGGAGGUGCAGGCGAAGGAUGGCGGGGACCUAUUAGCGAGAGCAAAGGUCCUGGUGAACCUGAUGGACGUCAAUGACAACGUACCUGAAAUCAUCGUGACGUCCGUCGUGAGUUCUGUUUUCGAGGACAGCCCCUCGGGGACUAUAAUCGCUUUGUUAAAAGUUAAAGACGAAGAUUCAGGGGCGGGUGGGAAAGUGACGAUGUCCCUCCCCGACACACUGCCCUUCCGCUUGCACAAAUCCUUCGAGGACUAUUACAGAGUGGAGACGUCGAGGGAGUUGGACCGCGAGGCGGUGUCGGAGUACAACGUGACGGUGCGGGCGACGGACGGCGGGUCGCCGGCGCUGUGGAGCAGCGCGGUGCUGCCGCUGCGCGUGCUGGACGUGAACGACAACGCGCCGGUGUUCGCGGAGGCGCGCUACAGCGCCCGUGUGCCCGAGAACAACGCCAAGGGCGCGCUGGUGCUGCGGGUCGCCGACUCGCGCAAGAGCCAGCUCGGCUGUCCGGGCGGCAGCUGCUGCAACACCCUCCCGGCCGCGCCGCCGCCCGACAAAGGCGCGCCGCUGCUGCUGCCUGAGGAGCCCGCGAGCGCCCGCGGCGACGCCCACAGCGGAGACGCCCUCCUGCGCUUCUCCGUGGGCGGCGCCGCCUUCCCGGCCGACUUCUGCGAGGGCACCUUGCCCUACUCGUACAACCUGUGCGUGGCGCCGGCACGCGCCGUGGCCGAGUGCGCUUUGGUGCCGGCGCCGCUGCCCAGCCGCGCCGUCGACGAUCUUCUCAGCGGGGACGCGCCCGCCAUGCUCACGCCCGGCAGCAGCUGUGCCCCRGCAGAGCCGUCCUCGGACCUCAACGCCGUGGAGGAGGCCAAAACUGAAGAAGUUCUGGAAACAGGGAAUUAUGUGUCUGUUGGUCUCAGAUCUCCAACGAGUGUGCCAAGCAAGGCCAAGUGGUUUGUCAAGUGGUACCCAGGACUGGAUUUGUAG